AUGCAAGAUUUUAUGAAAGAAUAUGAAAACAACUUAAAACACAUAAAAACUAAUCAGGAAUCAAUUGCAAUAGCUAUUAAUAGAUACUCUAAACAAAAAACGGACAUAGAAACGAAUUACUUGACAGAAAGCAUCUUUAAUGAAAUAGAGAUAUCGUGUCAACAGCUAUACGAUAGAUUGGAAACCCUGGAAAACGCGCCAACGUUUUCUCACCUUAGUAAAAUGCAUCCCAGUAUAGUAGACCCUAUAUUCUUAAUAGAAGAAUUAAACAUUAUCCAAAACGAAAUAAAUGGAAAACUACCCUUCGACCCUAAUUUAAACUCUAUUCACUUUUGGGAAAAAGCAAUUAUAGUUAAAGCCUUCAGCACUAAUGGGACUUUAACCUUUAUACUAGUCAUUCCAAUAGUUGCAGAACAAUCAUAUAAUUUACUCCACCUUUAUUCGAUUCCUAACAAUAAUGACACCAUUCUUAUACCAAAAAACCCUAUCCUAAUCUUGGGAAAUGAUGAGUUUGCAUAUCCUCACGAGCCAUGCACCGAUAUAGCGAAAGACAACGUUAUAUGCAAGCACCUGGAAUGGCAGACAAUACUACAUUCGACCGAUUGCAUCGCACAACUAAUACAGCAUCAGGAACCACAUAACUGCACGUAUACAACUGCAAGUUACGACAACAACAUAGUGCAACAAAUUAAAGAAAACAGUUGGAUUGUAAUAAUGAAACAGGAAGAAGUCGUAAAAACUAUAUGCAACAACGAUGUGCAAUACCAACGCAACAAAGGAGUCUUCCUAAUUACCAUAGAUAAUAAUUGCAAGGUGCAAAUCCGAGACAGAGUAUUAAUGACCCACAAACGGUACAUUCAUCAAAGGGAAACCAUACCAUUACCUAGGUCCAACCAUAAUAGAAAAAUUUCACCAACAAAAAUUGAAUUGGAAAACGUAAACCUGGACACUCUAAAAGACGUCCUGAAACAAGCAAAGGAGAUUCAAGUACCAGAUGAAGACCUAAACCUCAUUUCAACCACACCCAGUUGGCCAUCAGUACUUCUCUACAUCAUCAUCCUAGCAGCAGCUGGAACAGCGGCAUACAAAUUCUGGUGGAAACCAAGGUCGGCGCAAACCUCAGCACAGCAGCCUGAACCUGAAGAAAUCCAGCUCCAGCAGCAGCCUUCGGCACGCCUCCAUCUUAAGGGGGGAGGAGUUAUGUCCUUGUAA
This is a messenger RNA of Arctia plantaginis, 1212 nucleotides long. NCBI's taxonomy places the organism in Eukaryota, Metazoa, Arthropoda, Insecta, Lepidoptera, Erebidae. The record is from the annotation of a GenBank genome assembly.